UGAGAGAAGCUGGCAAAAGGGAGCUGUGCUGCUGCAGGGGAUCCCCUUCCUGUCUGGCAGAGCUCAGCCAUGCACAAAUUCCUCUUGGCUCUGGUGCUUGGGGUGCUGCUUUCAGAGAAAUGGCUGGUGAGUGAAGCCAGGACACCCCCCUAUGGCGUUAAGCUGUGUGGCAGGGAGUUCAUCCGUGCUGUCAUCUUCACUUGCGGAGGAUCCCGCUGGAGACGAGCAGGAAAUCUCAGUGCCCUCCUUGGUGGAGAUUCUGCAGAAGUCUUUGAUGCCACGUCAUUAUCCAAUGAAUGGAAUCCAGUCCGUUCCUCCCCACAGGAUCCCUCUGACAAUUAUGGGAUCUGGCGAGGCCAGCAGAGCUAUGCCGUCUCCGAAGACCCCUGGCCUUUGGAUCGUGGAGCCCGAGAUGUUAUGGCAGGUCUGAGCAAUGCCUGUUGCAAGUGGGGCUGCAGCAAGCGUGAAAUCAGCUCUUUAUGUUAGAUAGCAGUUUAAGUUUACUGCAUGUGUCCCUUGGUUAAAAAAGAAAAGAAAAAAUAAAACAAGGAAGUAUACACCAGUAUUUGUGAGCUUGACGUUUAACCAGGAUGCAUUCAAAUGCUACCUAGCUAGCCAUGAAUUCCUCCAUGAAACAUCCAUGCUUUCAUCAAAAUAGACACUGAUUCUCAAAGAAGCCUAUGGAUCCCAUUUACAGACUGAUGAAGUGCUUUGCAGCUGUCACGUGAAAGCCUUGUUAUGCCAUUUCCAUGAAUUUUAAGAACAUCAAUGAGCCUCAGUCCCAACCAGAAUGGACAGUUACACUACACUUCCUAGUCUCCUGUUCCACUCAGCUGGAAUUAGUAGAGCUGGAUUUCCUGGAAUGGCUGGGGACCAAGGAGGGUUCAUAGCAGAAGCAGAUAAUGUCUGGUAGGAAAGUAAGAUGCAGUGGCUUUCCUGAGUGUUUGUGAGGGUCUCUUACAAAUUAAUUUCUGGGUUGGUAUUGGAGUCAAUCUCACAACCAAAAGCUUUCAGAUUGAUGCUGCUUCCAUGGUGUAUCCAUUUUUCCUCUCAGAGAAGAACUAACCCUGCUUCUCUGAGAUUCAAAUGACCGUAUGUCAACGCUGAAAAGAAAUAAAAAAAGAUGAAACGAAACAAAAUAAUGAGAUGGACUAUGUUGACUCAGAGCAGUUUGGUCUAAUGGAGCCACUCAGCUGGGAUUUGUUUU
This is a messenger RNA of Python bivittatus (Burmese python), 1207 nucleotides long. RefSeq names its product relaxin 3 (gene RLN3). The record is from RefSeq and is a predicted model, not a curated record. Gene Ontology annotation, molecular function: G protein-coupled receptor binding; hormone activity. NCBI's taxonomy places the organism in Eukaryota, Metazoa, Chordata, Lepidosauria, Squamata, Pythonidae. Gene Ontology annotation, cellular component: extracellular region.